Molecule: messenger RNA, 492 nt
Organism: Lactuca saligna
Lineage: Eukaryota; Viridiplantae; Streptophyta; Magnoliopsida; Asterales; Asteraceae
Source: the annotation of a GenBank genome assembly
AUGGCUGCAUCACAUUCAAUCAUCAUCUUCAUCGCAACACUUGUUGUUCUUGCAACUUCAAUAUCCGCCAUGGAAUACAUUGUUGGGGACAAAAGUGGUUGGACUCUCGACUUUGAUUACCAAUCUUGGGCUAAGGAUAAAGUUUUCAUCGUUGGAGAUACACUUGUAUUCAAUUAUGCAUCUGGUGCCCACAAUGUGAUGAAAGUCAAUGGCACCGGUUUUCAACAAUGUAUAGUUUCAUCUUCGAAUGGAACUUUAACAAGUGGAAGAGAUAUCAUCCCACUUCAAACGCCAGGAAGAAAAUGGUACAUUUGUGGUGUUGGGAAGCAUUGUGAGUUAAGAAACAUGAAGCUUGUUAUCACUGUUUUACCACAAACAAUAACUCCCGCUCCGAGCCCAGUACCAAUAUCUGCAUCGACCAAAUUGAUAGUAACAAGAGUCUAUGGCAUUGUAGUUGCAUUAUUCGGCAGUGUUUUGUUGCUCUUGGUUUGA